AUGUGGGUUUCUAUUGUAUUAAUUUUUAUAUUAGCAGGAAUUAUGGCAUUAGGAAUUCUCUUUAAAUAUAUUAACCCAUUAAAAACAAGAUGGUAUGUUGUGCUCUGUUCAUUUGUAGGAUGGUAUUUAGCAUUUUUAAGUCCAUUAUUAAUGCCAUUAGACAUUGUGUCAACGUUUAGAUCGGAAAAAGACUUUUUAUAUAUUAAUCAAAAUGUAUUAAUUGUUAUAUGGUGGAUUAUUUAUAUUUUACAAUUUGGAUUAUGUUAUUUAAUAUUUCCAAUAGUUCAAACCUAUAGCAUUGUAGGAGAUUUUACGUUUAUCAGAAAAUUAAUCAGAAGUAUUAAAAGAAAUGUUAUAUUUUAUGGAACAUUAAUUAUGUUACUUAUAAUAUUUUUCAUAUUAUUUUGGUUCUUUAAAGGAGAUGAAUUGAUAACAAGUGGACAAGAAUAUUUUGGGUUUGCAUUAACAUUAUCUAAUGCAUGGGGGUUAAUAUUAGCUAUUGGACUAAUGGGAAAUGGAUAUAUUAUGUAUAUUUAUGAUACAAUACGUACAUUUACAAAUAAAUUAGAAUUAAGAAAAAAUAUUUGUGAUGUUGGGUUAUGUAAUAUCAGAAUGACAGAAUCAAAAAAAGUAUUAGAAGAACAAAUUAAA
Entamoeba histolytica HM-1:IMSS is the source of this 651-nucleotide messenger RNA. RefSeq lists its product as uncharacterized. The record is from RefSeq and is a predicted model, not a curated record. The annotation marks the transcript as partial. The transcript has a single exon. Lineage: Eukaryota; Evosea; Mastigamoebida; Endamoebidae. Gene Ontology annotation, cellular component: membrane.